Messenger RNA from Auxenochlorella protothecoides, 723 nucleotides. RefSeq lists its product as hypothetical. Gene Ontology annotation, cellular component: synaptonemal complex; cohesin complex. The record is from RefSeq and is a predicted model, not a curated record. Lineage: Eukaryota; Viridiplantae; Chlorophyta; Trebouxiophyceae; Chlorellales; Chlorellaceae. Gene Ontology annotation, molecular function: protein binding; chromatin binding. The transcript has 6 exons. Bases 1 to 723 code for a protein of 240 amino acids. Gene Ontology annotation, biological process: replication-born double-strand break repair via sister chromatid exchange; synaptonemal complex assembly; mitotic sister chromatid cohesion.
AUGACGCCGCAAGCUUCUAUACCCAUCCGCAGCGAGGUGCUCAUGAAUCCCGAGGUGCCCCAGGCCCUGCGCCUGCAAGCCGUCCUUGCCGGGGGUGUGGUGGUCAUUCAGCACCGGCAAGUGACCUACCUCCUGGAUGACUGCAAUGACGCUCUGCCAGAGAUGUUUGAGGUCCCUGACGUGCAGAUGCCCGACUUUCCCGGGCUGGACUGGCAGGAGUACGGCGGGGAGGCUUGUGUGGACCCAACGCCCGAGAACGCUCCACAGGAGUAUCGGGAGUGGAUGGCCGAUGUGGGCGACACUCUCGCGCCCCGCACUCUUUUUGAGAGGGAACAGGGCAACCCACUGACCGUCAAGUCCCUGGAGGCUCCCAAAGGCCUGGAGGCCACCUUCCAGCACGCUCUGGACCCCUCAUCCUUGCCUGGGGUGGUGCUGCAUGGCACCAGCUGGGUCGUCACCCCUUCCCCGGGCAGGAAGUCUGUGCCCCAGGACGAGGCUGUCAUGGAGGCAGGGCCUGAGCAGCAUGACCUGGCACAGGAGUAUGGACGUGGAGAGCCAGAAUAUGAUGCUGAGCUGCUGGCAGGCCCACGCAGUUCGUUACUGAAACGUGUGCUGAGCAGCAGCCCCGGCAGCGACAUCGAGACUGAGAGGCUGCGCGCAGCACUGAGCGCAAGCCCCGGCAGCGCCUACCAGACAGCCAUGCUCCUGGGCCAGGUGAGCUGA